This is a messenger RNA of Vigna angularis (adzuki bean), 1636 nucleotides long. RefSeq lists its product as uncharacterized. Bases 88 to 1368 code for a protein of 426 amino acids. The transcript has 4 exons. NCBI's taxonomy places the organism in Eukaryota, Viridiplantae, Streptophyta, Magnoliopsida, Fabales, Fabaceae. The record is from RefSeq and is a predicted model, not a curated record.
UAAUUUUACCUAAUUUUCUCAUUCACAGAAAACGUUGGAGAUUGAUUUCCUUGAGUGACAAAACUUUGCUCUGGGCGGGGAGGGGAAAUGGAAGAAUUACGAAAACUAGAAAAGGUACAGAGGAUGCUGGAGUUCAUGGAAUCACGAGGAGUUUCAAACUCCAAUCAUCACUCUAAUCGCUUCCUCGCUAAUUUCAUUAUCUUCAUGAUCCAACCCUGCGGAGAUCUUGCCAUCAACGACAAGUGCUCCGUACUUUCCCUUUUUAUUCCCACUCUCUCAUCUUCGUUCCUCGAGGACGCGUAUCAACACCAUCAUUUCACCACCACCAGUGAACAAAGUUCUGGGCGGACGUUCUUUUUUCAUGAAGAUAGGAUCCCGAAAUUUCCCCUGUAUUGGACACAAAAUCCACUAAAAUUUACCUCGUGGCCAGAGGAUAAGAUGACUGUUGGAGAACUGGAAGCUUUGAGUGUGUUGACGACACUGUCUCGCCCCUUUUCUUCCCAUCAAAUCAUAAAUUGGCUUGAACACGAUGACUUCAACUCAAGGGUGUUCGAGAUCAUGGGGAAAAAGGGACCAGUCCGUAAUUGGUUCAAAGCCAUUGACAAUGGUAAAGCGGGCAUCGGGCGUCCAGGCCAAUCUUCAGGGACCACUCAACCUCCCCUACCUCCUCCAAAUGUGCGGUCGUCCUCCCCCGAUGAAGUGGCAAUCGUCGAGGAACAGCCGCUCAUAAGGAAACGGAGGGGUAAGGCUGUUGACAAAACGGGCGCUGGUCCAAAGAGAAUGAAGGAAGUCGACGAGGGGACGAAUCGUCCUCUUCCUAAUGGCAUGUGGGAUCCAUCUUUCAAUCUUAGCCAUAAGAUUGAUUUUAACCUGGACGACUCUGAGAAGAAGGUUGUGGAAAGCAUGACUGAACAACAAAUGGCCGAUGCGAUGCUGGAACUAGCGAGUCGAGCAGCUAUGGCCGCUUGGCACAUGGCGUACGCAUCCGAUAGGGGCGUUCUGAGGGUCGAGUUGCAGAAGGCGCAGACCCAGCUAAAGGAACUGGCGGACGUCCACUCUAACUGCGAACAGAGGCAAAAGCAAUCUGAGCAGUUGUUGAGUGAGGCUCAAGCGCUGUUGAAUAAUGUUCAGACAGCCGGAUUUGCGAUGAAAAGAGAACGGGAUCAGUUGCAGAGAGAACGGGACCAGUUGGCAACUGAGUUAGAACAGUCAACGAAAACCGUGGCUGCUUUAACUAAAGAAAGGGAUGGUCUACUUCUUGCUGCUGCCGAGGAGCAAGAAAUAAGAGAGGAGAUGAGCGAAGCAAUAGUUGUGGAACAUACUAGAGGGUUCAAGAAGGGUCGCGCAUCUCCUUCAAGUGUCCAUUGAGGGAGUGGAAUUUGAUCUGAGGAAGGAUGUAUACGAAGGUCAAUUGGUGCCUUUAGAUGAGAUCCCGGAUGACGCAUUCAUGGAACCUGAAGAAGGUGUUGAUGCUGGAGUAGCUGCUGCUGAGGGACCUAAUGCCGAAGCUACCGGAGGGCCUGUUGGGUCACCAGAUGUUGUAAUAGAUUAGGCUGUAAUGUGUUGGCGUGGCCAUGAACUCCUUGUAUUUAUUUAUUUGUUAGGAACAAACUUUAUAUGCGUAGGAUUUGGUUAA